This is a messenger RNA of Dendronephthya gigantea, 687 nucleotides long. RefSeq lists its product as uncharacterized. The transcript has a single exon. Bases 1 to 687 code for a protein of 228 amino acids. NCBI's taxonomy places the organism in Eukaryota, Metazoa, Cnidaria, Anthozoa, Malacalcyonacea, Nephtheidae. The record is from RefSeq and is a predicted model, not a curated record.
AUGUUUGGCAACUCGGGCAGUACACUUAGAGAUAUCAUACUCCUUGGACACAGAAGCAUUUCUGAACGCUUUUACCCGGAUGGUAUCAAGAAGGGGGACCCCGAGUUAUGUGAUAUCCGACAACGGGACAAAUUUCGUGGCCGCGGAGAAAGACCUAAGGCAAUUGGUGCAAGCUCUAGAUACGGAGAAAAUUAUCACGACAACCUCAAGAAAUCAAAUCAUCGAGUGGAAGUUCAACCCUCCAGCGGCCCCCCAUUUUGGGGGGGGGUAUUCGAAGCGAUGAUUAAAAGCGCGAAGAAGGCAUUAAGAGCAAUUGUCGGUGAAGCGGAUAUCACAGAUGAAGAAUUGCAUACGGCAAUGUGUGCUGUCGAGGGACUACUCACUUCACGGCCGAUUACAUACGUGAGUUCCGACCCAAAUGAUUUGACUCCACUAACCCCAAAUCAUUUCAUCGUUGGUCAACUGGGAGGACAAUUCGCAGCAGAAGCGGUUGAUGAAGAGGAAUACGUGAAACCAACAAAGCGAUGGCGUCGAGUGCAGCAAUUGAUCGGUCAAUUUUGGAAAAGAUGGAUUAGAGAAUUUCUCCCAAGCCUGAACAUUCGAAACAAGUGGUAUCAUCACAAAAGAAAUUUAAAAGAAGGAGACGUGGUAUUAGUGGUUGAAGCAAAUGCUAAAAGAGGAGAUUAG